CCCAUUACAAUCAUUGUGAAUUCUCCGAGGUAAAAAAAAUUUAAUUCUGCGUUGAAGUACUCGGGCUCUUUUUUAGAUUGGCAUUGAUUUUUAAAUCAAAUCUCGAAAAUAAAAACUGAAGCAUAUGAACUGAAUCGUCGGAAAUAUAAAAUUUCGUUAGCUAUUGUUUGUGUUUUAUUAUUCUUAGAUAUUUGGACGAAGAAGUAAUGGAUAGAAAUGAUAGAUCAGCCACGCCGCAACUGGCACCCGAUCAGCAAGCUCCUACCGACACAGCCGCAAACGGAACAAAUCAACAGUUGUCUACGACAACUCAAUGUAAGAAGCCACGUCCAGAUCUGAGCUCACUGCCCACCCGACAAUAUUUAGACCAAACAGUAGCACCGAUAUUACUACAUGGAUUGCAGACGUUGGCUCGUGAACGGCCACCAGACCCCAUAAGUUUCUUGGCAGCAUACCUUCUGAAGAACAAAAAUCGUUGUGAAGAUUCAAUACCAGAAAAUAUUUAGAUUAUAACUGCAAACGAAGUUAGCGCAAUUAAAUAUGCGCUAAUAUAUGGAUCCGUAGUACCAGCUGUAAA
Rhagoletis pomonella (apple maggot) is the source of this 577-nucleotide messenger RNA. RefSeq names its product protein dpy-30 homolog. NCBI's taxonomy places the organism in Eukaryota, Metazoa, Arthropoda, Insecta, Diptera, Tephritidae. The transcript is spliced from 2 exons. The record is from RefSeq and is a predicted model, not a curated record. The coding region runs from base 207 to 506 and encodes 99 amino acids. Gene Ontology annotation, cellular component: Set1C/COMPASS complex.